This is a messenger RNA of Mycena citricolor, 2429 nucleotides long. The record is from the annotation of a GenBank genome assembly. Lineage: Eukaryota; Fungi; Basidiomycota; Agaricomycetes; Agaricales; Mycenaceae.
CGAAGUCUCUGAAUUUGUCGCACUGCAGUGUACAUUCCAUUCUCGCCUACUUCAAUACGACUCUUUCCGAACACGACGGCGGAGAGCGAGGGAAGCACGCCAAGAUGAAGGCAUCGACGGCCAUUGAAAUCCCUGUAACACUUGCAUACGUACUAACUUAGAAGUACUGCUUCUCGCUCCGCGCAUAAAGGCUUCCGCGUUCCAAUGGAACCCCUUACAACUCCCUCUUUGAUACCACCGCUCGCUUUUCCUCCAUGUCUUCCGCCUCAUUCCUUUCGUUACUCGUCUCGCUCUUUUGCAGUGCUCUCCUCGUGUCCGCCGCGCCCGGUCCAGGCGUUCGUGUCACGGAAUCUUUUCCACCGCCGCCGUCAUCCUACGAUGUCAUGCGUCAUCACCCCGCUCCUGGUGCUGAGCGUAAUCUUCCACCGGCAGUCUUACCCCAAGCUGUCUUCUCCGCCCCGCUCCACGCCAGUGCCCCGCGUCGCCAGGCCAAAACGCAUGCGCUCAGCCAUCUCGUUGCGACGCAAUCCGGGGCAAAAGCGACGAUCCCACAGGUCUCUCUCACGGGCGCGGCGCUGGAUAUGGAGUACCUGGCUCAGAUCGUCGUGGGUGGGCAGAAGUUCGACGCGAUCGUUGAUACCGGGAGCUCCGACACGUGGCUCAUCGAGGACAACUUUGUCUGUCUGAACCAAUCCGGACAAGCCCAGCCGCCCGCCGGGUGCAACUUUGGCGCAGCGACAUACAACAAAACAGAGUCCAAGACUUUCAAGGCGUUUCCAAACAGCUCGUUCGCCAUCGUGUAUGGGGAUGGGGAGUAUAUGUCUGGCGCGGCGAUGUACGAAACCGUGAAUAUCGGAGGGCUCUCAGUUUCCAGCCAAGAGAUGGGUGUCGUCAGUAAAGCUUCCUGGAGCGGUGACGGACUGAGCUCCGGGCUGCUAGGACUCGCGUACCCAGCCUUGACGAGCGUACGGAAUGGCACCAAAGGUCCGGUCAUGUCCUACGAUCCGUUUUUCAUCAGCGCUGUCAAGCAGCAUAAGACGAUGCAUUCAUACUUUUCUCUGGCCAUUAACCGCGGCACCACGCGUGGGGAGCACUCCAAUGCCGAGCCCCACCUUGGCUACCUCUCGUUCGGUGGGAUCGCACCUGUGCCCGUCACCAGCACUAAUGUCACUGUACCCGUGCAAGGCUACGCCGUUUCUCCAUCAGGGUCGAACUCCUCUCCGUUCUCUUACUUCGCCGUUGACAUUCAGGAGUACGUCUUUCCUCAGAGCGCCAACGUGAGCUCCUCGAACAACAAUACGAUCAUCGACUCGGGAACCACACUGAACAUCCUGCCUGCCCCGGUGGCACAGGCGUACAAUGCGGAUAUCGGCACGUGGCGAAACGGGUCUUACUAUGUCCCGUGCAACGCCACCAUGCCCCCGUUCUCGGUUGUGCUAGCUGGCAAAUCGUUUUCCAUCGAUCCGAGAGAUCAGGUGGUCAGAGCAGGCACCGAUAACGUUACCGGAGAAGAUGUGUGUCUGUCUGGGACCCAGUCUGGCGGCGAGGAUCUUGGGAACGAUAUCUUCAUCCUGGGCGAUGUGUUUUUGCACAACGUCGUUGCGACGUUUGAUGUCGUGAAAAACAGUAUCACUUUUUCGCAGCGGAAAAAGUACUGAUAGGUGUGAUCUGUUUGUCCUAAAUACGUGGUACAUUUUCCGUAGUAUCUGUAUUGUAAAGUAGGCGUUGAUCGUCAACAUUACUUGAGAGUUCCGUGUAGAGAGCUUGCCAUGUCACAGUCCGUCACAGGCGCGAUGGCCGAGUGGUUAAGGCGACAGAUUCGAAUGCACGCUAUCUGUUUCGGUUUCCGAGCGCAGGUUCAAGUCCUGCUCGCGUCGAUCCCUUCGUUUUGAACCCGACAAGAUUCACUCUCGCACUUGGAUUUUGUUAAGCCUUCCUCAGUUCCGGCAUGGCGAGCGACUGGGUCAUGUCGCUCGGAAGAAUUUGUACAGGUUUACAAAUCGCCUUCACACCCCAAGAGGAUCGGGCGAGUAAAAGACAUGGGUGGUUGAGCCUCCUCAAAUUUGCAACGGCUACCCGCAAUCACUUCAUUACCCACUAAAUUACUACUAAAAUAUCUUGCCAGCAGCUGGGAAUGAGCUCUAGGACGUGUUUUAUCACGAGAUCCUGAGGGAGAAACUCGAAUUCAUCCCAAUCGACACGCAGGGUGACUGCCUGCACUUUGUGCAGCACCGCCAAUGUUGAAAACGCGUGAAACGGGUCAGAAUAUUUCGUCAGCGCCAGGGUGCUUCCAACGCCGAGCGAUAGAGACUGUAUCCGCAGACCGCUAUCCCCGAGUCGAAUCAGCAUGCUGAUGAAAUCCGCAUCCACGGAAAGCUCCCCCAGUCUAUCAUUUUGCCCUAUGCUCAUGGAAAUGGAAAGCAUUUCGC